Molecule: messenger RNA, 4194 nt
Organism: Rhipicephalus microplus (southern cattle tick)
Lineage: Eukaryota; Metazoa; Arthropoda; Arachnida; Ixodida; Ixodidae
Product: ATP-binding cassette sub-family G member 8
Biological process (GO): transmembrane transport
Cellular component (GO): plasma membrane
Molecular function (GO): ATP hydrolysis activity; ATP binding; ABC-type transporter activity
Source: RefSeq, a predicted model, not a curated record
CGAACCGAGCGGGCGUCGUGUGGAAGAGUGCGUGGAACAUGCAGCAGAAGCCUCGUCAUCGUCUGCAACCACCGACCGCUGGCUUCAUCGGCGUCGCAUGCUACAACAACCUGCCGACGCUGUCGUAGCGUAAAGUGAUUCGCUUGUGAAGCAGGGCGAAAGCCAUUUCUUUCGUCUGGCCAACAUUUACCUUCGAGCGGUGUGGCUUUUGUUCGUUCCGUUGUGGCGUGUGCGUUCUUUCAGUUUUUCGCCGGUGACAUGAUCGGGAAAAAGCGUGCGCAUAGUGAGUGACCUGGAAGUGACGACGGAUCAACUGUUGAACGUUGUGGAUGCUACGUCUUCGGAGUGACUCCCCGAGCGAGUCCCUCCGGCUUCUGAAGUAGCUGCCUCCGUUGCCGGUGUGACGACAGAGAGAAAGCGGCCGACUUCCUUCCGACACUUCCGUACAGCCGUCCAUCCAGCCGUGGUGCGCACAGCUUGGGACCGGGCGAACUCGAGCAGCAUCGCUACCAACCUCCACCCGAGUCGUUCGAUCAGCAAGACCCACUCUUCCCUUCAACGCCGGAGCCCGCACCACUACCACCGGAACAACGCCCUUCUGCUCCGGAGAACGGCACAGGAAACGACGACCCGUUCCCGCUGCUACAGCAAGGCCUCCUCGAGCAGGUUCCCGAACCCCCGCGCGAUUACACGGAGACAAGCCAGUCCUCGUGGUCCAGCAGCAUGUGGGACCUGAACGGAGGCGACGAACGCCGCUACUCGGUGCCGCCGUCCACGCUCUCCGAGCCGGCCACCGCCAGGACGUACAAGACCUCUGAGGACCUGCACGCGUGGAGCAUCUACAGGCAGAACCUCAACUCCGACUUCACCGACUCGGCGCUCGGGACGUCCGAGAAGUCGCAGCCACCGUUCGGCAACUUCCAGCUGCGCGAAUCCACCGUGCACACCAUCCUGAACCACCCUAAGUAUGGCCCGAAGGAGCGCAGCUCUGAGCUUGGCGUCAACGUCAACACAUACCUCAGGUUUGGCCUACCGCGAGUGCUGCCUCCCCACCCAAGCUCGUGUCUGGGCAUCAGCGAGCGACCUUCGGGCGUGGUCACCACGCAGCCGAUGCAGGGCCGCGAGAACUCGAGCGGCUACGACUCGAGCGACGACGACCAUAACCAGCUGAACGGCCGGUUAGCCAACCCGAAGAGGGCCCGCAGUGACCCAGACUUCCGCAGCCACGACCUGGUGAGCACCGAGCCGUCGGGCGUGGCCUCGGCGAUAGCGGCGUACGAGAAGCACCGCAAGCACAACCACCGGCUCAAGGCGAACAGUGAGGCGGACCUUAUAGCGGGCGAGGACGAACGCCGCUGGGACGUCAUACCCAGGCCCAGCACAGCGUCCACCACGGCUGCUGCCGCGCCACCGGGAUCUACACACAAGGGUCCUCCGAGCCGCGCCGACUCGCGUAUGGCGGGAGACCGUCGCAGCGUUGCCGGCUCCCACGUCUCCAUGGGCUCCAGGGCGACCUCACAGAAGCAGGGGCUCAUCCGGUCCUCGCUGUUCCCGCGUGACUCGCUCUACUCCAGCCUCCCCGGCGGCGAGACGGACGUGUCACUGGUCAAGCAUCCGCACUUGCAGGUUCGAGACUUGACUUUUGAACUGGACCGCUCCAGCCUGGGUCAGCGGCUGUGCGGUGGACCCCGCACCAAGUUGCUUCUGCUCGAGGGCCUGUCAUUUGAAGUCCGUGGUGGAGAGAUCCUCGCAAUCAUAGCCACGUCUGAGCAAGAGGGUUCGGCCCUGCUGGACAUUCUGGCCAACCGGCACCCAAAGUGGGGCAGCCGGCUGCGCGGCGACAUCAUGUUCAACGGACUGUUCAUGCCACCAGCGAGGCUAGAACACUGCGUUGCCUACGUCGCUCGCAACUGGCACCUGUGGCCAGACAUGAGCGUGCGGCAGUGGAUGCUUUUCACCUCGCUGCUCCAGGAGCCGGGAGGACCGGGCCGGGAUACCAAGGCCAGGAUCAACGCUCUGCUUGAAGAUCUCGGCCUCGGCCAACUGAAGCACACACGAAUCCGAGACCUCACCGAAUCCGAAGCCAGGCGGCUAAAUGUUGCCUCUCAACUACUACUUGACACGGAUGUGGUACUGCUGGAUCAGCCAAUCUCUGGCAUGGACAUCCUCGACAGCUUCUUCCUCAUUGACUACCUCAGACAAUGGGCUGCCAGGGGUCGCAUCGUCGUCAUGACCAUUCACCCGCCCACCUACGAGAUCUUCACCAUGAUGACAAGAGUGGCCAUCGUAUCGACAGGGCGCAUGGUGUAUCACGGCAAACGACGCGAACUACUUCCGUACUUCUCCUGCAUCGACUUUCCCUGUCCAGCCUUCAAGAACCCCUCCGAUUACUACCUCGACCUGGUGACGCUGGACAAUCUCUCUCCCGAGGCGAUGCUGGAGUCCAGCCAGCGAGUCGAGAACCUGGUCGAGGUGUUUCGGCGCAGGCAGGUGGCACUCUCCGACCCGGGUCCCCCGGGUAAUGCUCCCAUGGACGUCUACAGGGCAGGAUUCUUUGGACAGAUGCUAGCCCUUUGGAUACGGGCACUGAUCUACACCUUCCCAUACAACGUGGUGCACUUCUUUCGACGUCUAUUCCUCGCCGCCUCCAUCUCCGUGCUUGUUGGGGCCAUCUUCUGGAACGUGAGGGCAGGGCUCGACCAGGAGCACGUCUUGGAUCGGCUUGGCUUUCAUUACACGCUCCUCGGUCUCUGUCUCUGGCCGCUCCUGCUCGGCGAUGUCACCGACGUCUGGCGAGAAAAGUCGUACGUCUCAAGGGAUAUCAAUGAAAGGUUGUACAACGGCAUUGCGUACAUCAUAUCAAAGCUCAUGUACAGCCUACCAACAGCCGCAGCCAUCGCGGCAGCGUACGUGUUUCCUGCUUACUCAAUGACGGGUCUGCCUCAGCGUGAAGAGACGCGGAACUUUGGUCCUUACAUGGGCUACACGCUCCUAUACCUGCUGACUGUACGGGCCGUUGCCAUGACCUCGGCGUGGACGUUCCCAACGCGGCAACGUGCAGCCGCUUUCCUGGGCCUAGUGGUUCUGGUGUUCUGCAUGAGUGGCGGCUACGCAGUCCACCUCAUGGACCUGUCGUUGGUCACAUCGUGGCUCCAGUGGGUAUCGCCGCUGCGUUGGACGCUCGAGCAGCUUGCCAUGGUCGAGUUUGCCGGUGGGACGACGCCCAUGUAUGACUGUCCACGCGGCCCGGUGGUCCUUCAGGAGAACGGUAUCCAGGUCAAAGCGAUAUGCGGCAUCGUGACGGACAAUCACGCCCUGGCUUUGUUCGGCUUGCACCGCGAGUGGCCCGCCGCACAGCCCAUCCUGGUCGUGCUCGCCGUUCAUGCUGUGUUCGUCAUCGCAUCGAUCGUCUAUAUCGCGUUGAAGAUGAGGGGCCCUGGCGCUUCACCAGAUGCCGACAAAACGCGGUGAAGCGGGGUGACGAUGCAAGAAAACCCUCCUAAAAAACUGGUUUGCUAAUGAAUGCGUGGGUAGUUGAUCCCAGUGCUGCGACUGAAUGUGCUUUCUCUCUGGACGGUGUGGCAUCUCAGUGCAGCGUUUUUCGAAACCUUGAGAGGGGAGCUAGCACCAUGUACUUGGUCAGGUCUGGUUUACCAAGUAAAGUCUGGCCAUUGCAGCUGGCAGAAGAAAAGAGUGAAGUGGCAGCUAGUUUCAGCAACUGGCUGGAACCAAAAAAUAAAUGUAACCAGAAUUUUACGAGCAGCUCAGAAUAGUGGCCUUCACAAGUGGCUCUUGUGCAACAAGUUUCAUACAGCUGCCUUUGCCACCAGCCUUCUCUACAUCAGCUGUCCUUCCAAAAUGCAAUAACAAGCUACUACACUGGACUGUACAACUACACAAGCAGCACUACUUGUUCCAGCUGUGCUAUAGUGCUCUCCAAUCUUCAAUGUGUUCAUCAGCUCACAAGUCUUCUAUGCAGCUGAACACUGUUGCAGUGAACGUGUUUUUCUGCGAAGCAAUGGCCCACGUUUCUGAAGCGCUCGAUCCUUCAGACUUACAGUUUGUCGCGAGACGCCUCAACUUGUGCUGCAAAGUUCACGUUCUGAAACGGCGCAUGUUGCAUUUCUUCUACCUCUACUGGAUCCCCUCUUCAACGCGCAGAAGAAUUCUGCUGCUUGUGGCCAUUGCCUCAUU